This is a messenger RNA of Branchiostoma belcheri (Belcher's lancelet), 1645 nucleotides long. Its product is annotated as poly(A)-specific ribonuclease PARN-like domain-containing protein 1. The record is from RefSeq and is a predicted model, not a curated record. Lineage: Eukaryota; Metazoa; Chordata; Leptocardii; Amphioxiformes; Branchiostomatidae. The coding region runs from base 53 to 1645 and encodes 530 amino acids. The transcript is spliced from 21 exons. Gene Ontology annotation, molecular function: RNA binding; poly(A)-specific ribonuclease activity. Gene Ontology annotation, cellular component: endoplasmic reticulum; cytoplasm. Gene Ontology annotation, biological process: nuclear-transcribed mRNA poly(A) tail shortening.
AAGGUGAAAGGUUAGAGGUGACAAAAAGGCGCGCUUGCUCGAAGUUGUGAAAAUGUGCGAUGUGAAAAGAGAUGAAUUUCUGCAGCUUUUACCAGAAAUCAGGGACAGAAUUCAGGACUGUGACUUUGUUGCCAUUGACACAGAGUUCACGGGACUGUGCCUAUCAGAAGCCUGCCAACCAAGCCUGUUUGACACUCCCCAGGAGAGGUACAGGAAACUCAGACAGACAGUCGGCAGUUUUAUCGUCUGUCAAGUCGGUGUGUCUGUAUUCAAGAAAGAUAUGAAGUACAACAGGUUUGAUGUGUGGUCGUACAACUUCCACCUAUUCCCACAGUCCUUUGCAAACCUGGAUGUCCGGUUCAGCUGUCAGGCAUCCAGUUUUGAGUUUCUUUGCCAGCACAACUUUGAUUUCAACAAGUUUGUAUAUGAAGGUGUUCCAUACCUGGAUCAGGAACAGGAGAAACUCCUAAGGAAACACCUUGACCAGACCAGUUGGCCUGCCUCUGGUGGUAAUCAGCAGGACCAGGUCCAGUUGUGCUGCUCUACAGUGUCCCAGUGGCUCAGUAAUGGAUCAGGGACUGAGUUAAACCUCCCUGCACCUAAAGGCCCUGUUAGGUUCCUGAUCCAUCGUGCUCUAAGGACACGAUUCCCAGAGGUCUGGACAUAUGACACAGCAGACUCACAGAUAAUUGUGAGAAAAGUGAGCCAGGAGAAGAGGAAAGAGGAGGAAGAAAAGGAUGACUUGGCAGACAGAGCUCUGGAGUACAUGUUGGGAUUCACCCAUGUGUUGAGAACCCUGACCCAGGCCAGGAAGCCAGUAGUAGGACACAACAUGCUGAUGGACCUCAUGCUGCUGUAUGGCAAGAUGUACAAACCACUGCCAGAGAAAUAUGCCCAGUUCAAGAGAGACCUCCACCAGCUGUUCCCCUGUAUAUAUGACACCAAACACAUCGCAGCUGAGCUCAAGAAGCCUCUAGCUGAGUUUGGUGUUCUGCAGUCUUCAGUCCUACAGGAUCUCUAUGAUGCUCUCAGCAGCCACAAGGGCAAGUUCAUGGUGCUCCACUCCCCGGCAAUAGUCCCUGCAGCAGAAUGUGACAGAUAUAUAAAUGAGAGCCAUCCCCAUGAAGCAGGCUAUGACUCAUAUAUGGCAGGAUAUGUUUUCAUUCGGAUGGCCCACCUAAUUACUAUGCAAGGGAUCAGUAAGCAGCAGCCGGUUCCCCCUAGGUUCAGGAGGUAUCUGGAGGUUCUGAGGAGGUUUCAGGAUAAAGUCAACGUCAUACGGGCAAGCAUCGACCAUAUAUGUCUGUCAGGAGAAGACCCAGUAUCCAGACGACCACAGUGGCUGUAUGUCACACUGACACAGAGCAGGGCUGCAAGGACUAUCAACUCUGCACAGAUUGCAGAACAGUUCUCGGCGUACGGCUCUGUCGACAUCCAACCUCUGGAUGCAAACCACUUCCUGGUGGCAGCACACAGCUUUUACUGUGCUAAGGACAUCCUCCGAGCCUACCGCAGCCACAAACUCAUUCAUGUGACCUACUAUAACAUGUGGAAACACUCCAGAACUGUGCAGGCUUUGUUAUGGACCAGUAUCGGUGUUUCUGUCCUGGGCAUUGCUUGGACAUUUCUCGGCAAGAACAGCUGA